UUCCUUAGACAUGGGCUAAGUUGUCGCAUAAACUGCUCAUCUAUUUUUUAUACCAAGUUACCACUAAGUAAAUUGUCAUCAGCAAGCUGUGUUUAGAAAUAGUUGGGAAUUGUUAUCCCCUACUUUGGGUAUUCUUUUUAUGCCAGACAGCACUGAAAAUAAGUACCUUGGUUACUGUUAAGAUAGGCCUAGAAUAUUUACUGGAUAGUUUUUAAAAAGUUGCAGUUAUCUUAAAUAAGAUGCAGAAGAACCUACGAUGUUCUCAGUGUCUUCUCUUAUAUGUGUGUAAAAUACCCCAGUAGCUCCAGAAGAGGAGCUUGAAUAGAUGGCUAUGAUAGAAACUGUGUGACUACCCCAUCAUAUGAUCAAAUCAGCAAGCAGCAGGAGCCUCUGCCUUGAGUGGCACCUUCAGAUACAUAUGCCUUUAAGUUCCCUAACGUCAGAUUAAUGGCAGUAGGAGUAUUUCUCUCUUAUUGGGUAUGGCUGGGAACUCCCCAGGCAUAGGAGGAGCUGCCAAGUUAAACUAGAGGUGGGACUGUACCUGCAAGCAGUGGAGACUGAGCAUAGAAGAUGACCAAGAAAACCCCUUCCUAGUAGCACUGGAAAGCUUUUACCACUCAGCACACCUUUCCUUUCCUAGUAUAUGACAAGGUAGUAGCCUCGAGCUGAGCCAGUUUAAAAAUUCUCAAGGCAUCAGGAGCUCAGAAGCAUGUCAGGGAAGCCCAGGCUCACCUAUAUCAAUGGAAGAGGGCGAAUGGAGACCAUCCGAUGGCUGCUAGCUGCAGCUGGAGUGGAGUUUGAAGAAAUUUUUCUGCAAACAAGAGAGCAGUUACUGAAGUUAGGCCAAGAUGGAUCCCUGAUGUUCUAUCAAUUGCCACUGGUUGAGAUCGACGGGAUGAAGUUGGUGCAGUGCAGAGCCAUCCUCAGCUACAUAGCAGGGAAAUACAAUCUCUAUGGGAAGGACUUGAAGGAGAGAGCCCUGAUUGACAUGUAUGUGGAAGGAAUAUCAGAUCUGAUGCACUUGAUUUUGAUGUUUCCUUUCUCUCCACCUGAGGCAAAGGAGAAAAAUAUUGCUACAAUUGCAGAGAAGGCAACAGAGAGGUACUUCCCUGUCUUUGAAAAGGUUUUGAAACAGCAUGGCCAAGACUUUCUUGUGGGAAACAAAUUCAGCUGGGCAGACGUUCAGCUCAUGGAAGCCAUUUUAGCAGUGGAGGAGAAAGUACCUUCUGUGCUUUCUGGGUUUCCUCAGCUGCAGGCUUUUAAAACCAAAAUGAGCAACAUGCCUACAAUUAAGAAGUUCCUGCAGCCUGGCAGCCCAAGGAAGCCCCCACCAGAUGAAAAUUAUGUAGCAACUGUGAUGAAAAUUUUUAAGCUAGAUUGAGAGCAAUGUUAACUUCACUAAGUCCCAAAGUGCUGGAAAGAAAGACAUCAAAACCCAAACCCUUGAAGGAAGUAGGAAACUCAGUAAAGUUUUUUUUGGUACUUAAAAGCAAUGGUAGAAAUAAAUAGAAGAGUGAAAUAAAGCAUUCUGUUUACUCUGGCAGUGUGACAGCAGAUUUGCCUUUUUAGGUGUCUAAUGCUUUGCAGCACAUGCAAACAAAGCAGAAUGGAAGCAAAGAACUCUGCCAGAGUAGGGAACUUACUCCUUUGUAAGGAGAGUGAUGAAGUGCUAGUAUGGAAGAAUGAUCCAAGGGGUGGAACCCCCAUGCUGUGAGGACAGGCUGGGAGAGCUGGAGCUGUUCAUCCUGGAGGAAGGAAGGCUCCAGGGAGACCUGAGAGCACUGGAACAGGUUGCCCAGAGAGGUGGUGGACAUCCUGUCCUUGGAAACGUUCAAGGUGGGUCUGGAUGUGGCUCUGAACAAUCUGAUCUAGCUGUAGAUGUCCCUCUUCAUUGCAGGAGAGUUGGACCAAACGGUCUUUAAAGGUCCCUCCCAACCCAAAAUAUUCUGUCUCUAUGACUCUGUGAAAAUAGGUUUCAAAAUAAUGACUACAGAAGAGAACAAAGAGGAAAAAAAAAAGAAAUUGGAAAAAAAUUUGAAAGGUGCAUCUGGUAAAGAGAAAAGA
This is a messenger RNA of Lagopus muta (rock ptarmigan), 2064 nucleotides long. RefSeq names its product glutathione S-transferase-like. The record is from RefSeq and is a predicted model, not a curated record. Gene Ontology annotation, molecular function: glutathione transferase activity. The coding region runs from base 710 to 1381 and encodes 223 amino acids. Lineage: Eukaryota; Metazoa; Chordata; Aves; Galliformes; Phasianidae. The transcript has 8 exons. Gene Ontology annotation, biological process: glutathione metabolic process; xenobiotic metabolic process.